Molecule: messenger RNA, 3399 nt
Organism: Calypte anna (Anna's hummingbird)
Lineage: Eukaryota; Metazoa; Chordata; Aves; Apodiformes; Trochilidae
Gene: DIS3L
Product: DIS3 like exosome 3'-5' exoribonuclease
Exons: 17
Coding region: 46-3201 (1051 amino acids)
Biological process (GO): rRNA catabolic process
Cellular component (GO): cytoplasmic exosome (RNase complex)
Molecular function (GO): 3'-5'-RNA exonuclease activity; RNA binding
Source: RefSeq, a predicted model, not a curated record
CCAACAGCGGGCCUGGCCGUGGGGCCGCCGCUUCCCGCCGCCCUAAUGAUCCGCACGGAGAAAGUGGUGCAGCUGCGGGGCCAGCACGGCCGCUCGGUGCGUGUCGUGCGGGAGCAUUACCUCCGCCCCGACGUGCCGUGCCGCAGCGCCCUGUGCCGGGCCGCCUGUGUUCGGGAUGGCAAAUUGCUGUCGGAUGAUGUUACACAUUAUGUUGUCCCUGACUGCAAGGUUGUUCAGGAUUACCUCGAGAUUCUUGAGUUUCCAGAGCUGAAAGGUAUUAUUUUCAUGCAAACAGCAUGUCAAGCUGUGCAACAUCAAAAAGGACGCAGACAGCACAACAAGUUAAGAAAUCUGAUCAAGGAUGCUCGUCAUGACUGCGUUGUCUUUGCUAAUGAAUUCCACCAGGAUUCUUACUUGCCAAGAGAAAAGGGAGAAUCCACAGAGAGAUGGCAGACCAGGAGUAUUUACAAUGCAGCAGUUUGGUAUUAUAAUCACUGCCUGGGUCAGAUGCCAGUUGUUAUGGUUACAGAAGAUGAAGAUGCCAUCAGGCAGUACGGAAAUGAAACAGAAGGAGUAUUUGUGAUUUCCUUUAAGAAUUACUUGGAUAACUUUUGGCCUGACUUAAAGGCUGCCCAUGAACUCUUUGACUCAAUACUUCAAGCUCGGCGUGAACGGGAGAGUGAAAGCCAAGAAAACAAUGGGAAAGAAUAUCCUGAGCACUUACCUGUGGAAAUACUGGAGGCUGGGAUCAAAUCUGGAAGAUACAUUCAGGGUACCCUGAAUGUCAAUAAACACAGAGCACAGCUGGAAGCUUUUGUUCGGCUUCAGGGAUUCGGCAGCAAAGAAACAGAUCUUCAAAGUGACAUCCUAAUUUAUGGGGCCAAAGCUCGAAACCGUGCGAUCCACGGCGAUGUGGUAGCUGUUGAGUUGCUACCUUUGCACGAGUGGAAAGGAAGGACUGGUGCCCUUUGUGAAAAUGAGAGUGAUGAUAAAGCACCUGCAGACACCACUGGUGACCCCAUGCCCACAGGUAAAGUUGUUGGAAUAAUUCAAAAGAACUGGAGGGAUUAUGUUGUCACUUUCCCCUCUAAAGAAGAGAUUCUGCCCCAAGGCAGAAAUGCUCAGAAAAUCCUUGUUACACCUUGGGACUACAGAAUUCCCAAAAUCCGGAUCAGUACCCAACAAGCUGAAACAUUACAGGAGUACAGAGUUGUUGUGCGUAUUGAUUCUUGGGAAUCAACCUCUUUAUAUCCAAAUGGACACUUUGUGAGAGUUUUAGGAAGAAUUGGAGAUCUUGAAGGGGAAAUUGCAGCUAUUCUGGUGGAGAACAGCAUCAGUGUGGCCCCUUUCUCAGAAAUCCAGAUGAGUGAAAUGCCUGUGAGCUCUUCAAAGAAUCCCUGGAAAGUGAAUCCAGAGGAGGAAGGAAAACGUCUGGACUUGAGAAAUACACACUUGAUCUUUAGCAUUGACCCAAAAGGCUGUGAGGACGUGGAUGAUGCACUCUCUGUGAGAACUCUGCCUAAUGGGAAUCUGGAGUUAGGUGUCCACAUUGCAGAUGUCACCCAUUUUGUAGCAGCAAACUCCUACACUGAUGUUGAGGCCAGAGCAAGGGCAACAACUUACUACUUAGCAGAUCGUCGGUAUGACAUGCUGCCCUCUGUCCUGAGUGCUGAUGUAUGUUCCCUUCUUAGUGGAGCUGACAGGUAUGCUGUGAGUGUCUUGUGGGAACUAGGAAAAGAGUCCUAUGAAAUUCUGAGAGUCUGCUACAACAGAACCAUCAUUCGCUCUGCAUACAAGCUCGUGUAUGAAGCAGCACAGGGAUUAUUAGAUGGAGACACAAGUGCUGUUGAUGAUAUCCCAGAACUGAAAAACUUGGAUGAAAGAACUAGACAGAAGAAGUUGUCUGAGCUGGUCUGGGCAAUAUCAAAACUCACUGAUAUAGCACGACACGUUAGAGUGAAGCGGGACAGCCGUGGGGCUCUGGAACUAGAAGGGAUAGAAGUCAGAGUGCAGCUGGAUGAUAAAAACAAUAUCCACGAUCUCAUUCCCAAGCAGCCACUGGAGGUGCACGAGACUGUAGCAGAAUGUAUGAUUCUUGCCAACCAUUGGGUGGCAAAAAAGAUUUCAGAGAAUUUUCCUCAUCAAGCUUUGUUGCGUCAACACCCGCCGCCACGGCAGGAAUUUUUUACUGAACUUCGAGAAUGUGCCAGUGCCAAAGGCUUCUCAAUAGACACAUGGUCUAACAAAGCAUUGGCUGAGUCUCUGGACAGAGCAAAUGACCCUCUGGAUCCAAUUGUGAAUAAACUCCUGCGCUCUAUGGCCACUCACGCAAUGUCCAACGCGUUGUACUUCUCGACUGGCUCUUGCCCUGAGGAAGAGUUUCAUCACUACGGACUUGCCUUAGAGAAGUACACACACUUCACUUCUCCCAUCAGAAGAUACGCUGAUGUUGUUGUCCACAGACUCUUGAUGGCAGCAACUCUGAAGGAAACUAAAGGAGAUGUUAAAGAUUAUAUAUUCAGUAACAAGGAUCUUCAGGAAUUGUGCAAGCACAUUAAUAAUAGGAACAGGGCAGCCCAGCGUGCUCAGAAGCAGUCUACUGAACUCUUCCAGUGCAUGUACUUCAAAGACAAAACCCCAGAAACAGACGAGCGCUGUGUGGCAGACGGGGUCAUUUACUCGAUUCGCACAAACGGUGUCCUUGUUUUUGUACCCAGAUAUGGAAUCAAAGGUGCUGCAUAUAUGAAAAACAAAGAAGGAUUGGUCAUUGCUUGUCAGGGGAAUGGGAGCUGUGAGUGGAAACCUGGAUCACUUCAUCGCUUUCAGAACAAAAUUACUUCCACUGCAACCACUGGAGAAUCGGUGACUUUGAGCCUUUUUGAUCAUAUUACAGUGAGAAUACUUGUACAGACUUCCCGCUGCCACGCUGACACCAUCAAGCUUGAAAUCAUCAGGAAUGCACCCUACCUGACUUCAGACACAGAGACUUCCCACAAGAGUUUUCAUGGGGUGAAAUCUGACCUAGUAAAAGAAGUCAGUCAGUCUGCAGAAGCAGCCCAGUAUGCCCAAGAAAAACCAGGAAUUGAAGUCAUUGAGGACUAUGAGGAGUACUGCCAGACCAAGGGAGCCAGCUUGUACCAGCUGCUGGAGGAGAUCAGGGAUUUGGCUCUAUUGGAUGUUUCAGCUGACUUUAGAACUUGAACUGUAAUUGAGCAAUAUCUGCUUGGUGAGAUUCUGCUAUUGCUGUAUUUGUAUUGUAUUUGUAUGAUUUAUUUUUAAAAAACAGUCUAUUUAAAUAUUCAAGAAACUAAAUGUCUAUUUUAAAUAAUUAUUUUUCUCAUGAUGAACAUGUAUGAGUUUUAAAAAGAUUUUAUACAUGAUAAAUCUCAUGUUCCAGAC